GGGCUUCAGCUGCGCAGUUAUGUCUGGCAGAGGAAAAGGCGGAAAAGGCCUCGGCAAAGGCGGCGCUAAGCGCCAUCGUAAGGUCUUGAGAGACAACAUCCAGGGCAUUACAAAGCCCGCUAUUCGGCGUCUUGCUCGUCGCGGAGGUGUCAAGCGGAUCUCGGGCCUCAUUUAUGAAGAGACUCGGGGUGUGCUGAAGGUGUUCCUGGAGAACGUCAUUCGGGACGCGGUCACCUACACUGAGCACGCCAAGCGCAAGACUGUCACUGCUAUGGAUGUGGUGUACGCCCUUAAACGUCAAGGGCGCACCCUGUAUGGUUUUGGAGGCUAAAUCGCCGUUUUAGCUUUGCACUUCGGUCCCAAAGGCCCUUUUUAGGGCCACCCAUAAAAUCACCAGAGAAGCUGGGCACUUAACACAAACCGGA
Molecule: messenger RNA, 425 nt
Organism: Lemur catta (Ring-tailed lemur)
Lineage: Eukaryota; Metazoa; Chordata; Mammalia; Primates; Lemuridae
Product: histone H4
Exons: 1
Coding region: 20-331 (103 amino acids)
Biological process (GO): nucleosome assembly
Cellular component (GO): nucleosome
Molecular function (GO): structural constituent of chromatin; protein heterodimerization activity; DNA binding
Source: RefSeq, a predicted model, not a curated record